AUGGUUAGGUCCCCGAUAUCCUCGCUCUUUUUGAAAAGCGCUAUUCUCCGAACUUUUAACUGCUUAGCCGCUUUGCCUACAGACAUGUUUGCUGUGGCACAAUUGGCGUCAACUAAUGAAAAGACGAGAAAUUUGGACAAAGUUGUCCAUUUGGUUGCCGAGGCUGCUGAGAAGGGAGCUAAAAUGGUCUUUUUACCCGAGUGUGCGGAUUUCAUUGCUACCUCGAGGGAGGAGGCACUGGCAUUGGCUGAGGACCUAGACGGCACCUUUUUCACAACUAUUAGUAAACUCGCCAAACAAUUAAAUAUCUGGGUCAGUAUCGGAAGCAUGCACAGAACAUCUAAUUCUCGAUCUAAGGACCAACGUCUGCUCAAUACGCAUGUCGUAUUGAAUGACAAGGGGGAGGUCGCUGGAAUUUACGACAAGACUCACCUUUUCUCAAUUGAUCUUAGUCUCGGCUCUUCGUCAAAUGAAAAUGAACGCAGGAGAGUGUCUUUUCAAGAAUCGCGGUACAUACAGCCGGGCCUAACCGCUCCUGUCGUGGUGUACGGAACCCCUGUCGGUGAUCUCGGCCUGGCAAUUUGCUACGAUCUUCGGUUCCCUGAGUUAGCGAGUGCGCUUCGUUACAGAGGUGGAGCAAAUGUUUUGGCUUAUCCAGCAGCUUUCACUUCUGCUACGGGCAACGCGGGCCAUUGGCAUACUCUGAUGCGCGCCAGAGCUAUCGAAAAUCAGUGCUACGUUAUUGCUGCUGCUCAAAGUGCUUUUCACAAUCCAAAACUCACGACCUACGGACACAGUAUGGUCGUCGAUCCGUCCGGCCAAAUAAUUGCGGAGAGAGUGGAAUCCGGCCCCGGCUUGCUUCUCGCUCAACUGUAUCAUCAUCCUCGGCCGUUGUGCGGUGUCGGUGAAGAUGGCAUCAAUUACACCGACCGCGUGAGGACGGUUUUGCCGGUUGAAAAUAGUCGUCGGCAUGACCUAUUUCCCCUACCAGAUGCGGGAAUGCCAAUUCCGAUCGGUACGGACGACUUUCAUUUCGGUCCAUUCGUUAUAAAAGCGGGACAGGUUUUCUAUCGAACGCCCGUUUCCAUGGCAUUUGUCAACAUUAGCCCUUUGGUCCCUGGUCGUAUCCUUUUUUUUCAAUUACGUCCAAACUGUACAGAUGUACUGGUCACACCUAUUGAAGUGAUUGAUAGAUUUACCUAUCUGCCCAUCGGAACAAUUGCUGAUAUGUAUGCCUGUGUGAAACGCAUUGCUAAGAAACUUUCCGAACAUUUCAAUGCACGGAGUCUCACUAUCUCCAUGCAGGAUGGAGAGGAUGCUGGUCAGAGUGUGCCGCACGUGCACGUCCACGUACUGCCGAGAAAGCCGGGAGAUUUCGCUAGAAACGAUGACAUAUAUGACGCUUUACAGCGUCACGAUAAGGUGGCCAAUCGAAAGUACCGCAGUUACGAGGAAAUGGCAGAGGAGGCGAAGCUUUUCCGAUCAUUCUUUUACGAUGAGGAGGGUCUUCCUUUGAAUGCGAAAGAAUGGUAG
Molecule: messenger RNA, 1533 nt
Organism: Echinococcus granulosus
Lineage: Eukaryota; Metazoa; Platyhelminthes; Cestoda; Cyclophyllidea; Taeniidae
Product: Nitrilase and fragile histidine triad fusion protein NitFhit
Exons: 10
Coding region: 1-1533 (510 amino acids)
Molecular function (GO): hydrolase activity, acting on carbon-nitrogen (but not peptide) bonds, in linear amides
Source: RefSeq, a predicted model, not a curated record